Molecule: messenger RNA, 693 nt
Organism: Australozyma saopauloensis
Lineage: Eukaryota; Fungi; Ascomycota; Pichiomycetes; Serinales; Metschnikowiaceae
Product: acetyltransferase
Exons: 1
Coding region: 1-693 (230 amino acids)
Source: RefSeq, a predicted model, not a curated record
AUGCCUCAAAUCCCAGAAACCGAACUCAACCCCGAGCGUAUCGCAUGGGCCCGCGAGAACUUGAAGAACUUACCCGAGGGUGACGCCUACGAUCAAAUGAUCUCUGGAGUAGCUUACGACUAUACUGAUUCGAACUUGUACAUGAGAAGACUCACUGUGCACGAAAUGACCGAUGACUACAGACUCCUCCGGUUCAGAGACUCUAACUUUGAUGUCACCAUGCACAGAGCCAGACGUAACAAGUUCUUGGAGCGCAUUUUGGGUAAGAUGGACAAGAGCACAUUCAUUGAGCCACCAUUCUUUGUGGAUUACGGAUCGAACAUUUCGGUGGGCAAGAACUUCUACGCCAACUUCAACACCACCUUUUUGGACUGCUCGCUCAUCACUUUUGGUGACAAUGUGUUGAUUGGUCCUAACUGUUCGUUCAUCACCGUCACCCACCCAACCGACCCUACUGAGAGAGCUAAGGGUCUUGAGUUUGCCAAGCCCAUCAACAUCGGUAGUCGUACCUGGUUUGGCGCCAAUGUGACUGUCAUGCCGGGCGUGACUAUUGGAGAUGGUGCCGUUUGUGCGGCUGGUACUGUUAUCACCAAGGAUGUUCCUGCCAACACGGUGGUAAUGGGUGUGCCGGCCAAGGUCGUGGAGCACAUGACUCCAGAGCAAUUUAAAAAAGAAAACGGUGAAUCCAAAUAG